Messenger RNA from Orbicella faveolata, 1617 nucleotides. Its product is annotated as cytochrome P450 27C1-like. Gene Ontology annotation, biological process: cortisol metabolic process; glucocorticoid biosynthetic process; C21-steroid hormone biosynthetic process. The record is from RefSeq and is a predicted model, not a curated record. Lineage: Eukaryota; Metazoa; Cnidaria; Anthozoa; Scleractinia; Merulinidae. Gene Ontology annotation, cellular component: mitochondrial inner membrane. Gene Ontology annotation, molecular function: heme binding; iron ion binding; oxidoreductase activity, acting on paired donors, with incorporation or reduction of molecular oxygen.
UGUUGUACAUGAUGGCGAAAAAUCCUGACAAGCAAGACAUCCUGCGACAAGAAGUAUUAUCAGUGCUUGGGGAUACAACAUUGGCGACACCGACGACUCUGGCGCAAAUGCCUUACCUGAAAGCCUGGGUACGGGAAACGCUGCGACUCUAUCCAGUCCUUUGUGCUAUUCCUCGUAGGCCGGCUGAGGAUAUAGUUUUAAGCGGAUACCUUAUUCCGGCAGGUACGACACAAGUCGAGUUUCUCACCCAUGUCAUGGGCCGAGAUGAGAAACUUUUCGAAGAUGCUGAAGCGUUUAGACCAGAAAGAUGGCUGCGCAAGAAAGACGCAAUUCCAACCGACACCUCAGAGGCUUUCUCUUCCACUCCGUUUGGGUUUGGAACCCGAAUGUGUAUUGGCCGUCGUAUCGCUGAGUUGGAGCUUCAUCUUUUAUUGGCCAGAAUCGUACAACAAUUUGAGAUUUCUUAUCCUCCUGAUGCGGAGAAUGUUGAGCCGUAUGUUCGAGGGGUUACGAUCCCUGACAGAGCUGUGAGAGCCAAGUUUGUAGACAGACAAUAAGCAAUGAGCUCAGUGACAAUAACUGUAUAGAAUUGAAGUGCAGCACAUUAAAACACGGAACUAGUGACAUGUUUGUGUCUUUUCGGACAAGUAAACCUUAAAAUACGAAAUUAGUAGUCUGUAGAUAUGGUGGAACAUCAAAACAGAAACUAAACUUAACUGAAAGAGGAUUAAUUCCAAACUCAGUUUCUAUAUGAAAAGAACAGAGAACUUCUGUGGAGUAUUUAAAUUGUAUGUAUUCAGUUGAACUUUGCAUUUUUGGCGAGAGAAGUCAUAGAGAAAUAAGAAUUUCGUUUUAUCCGGGAAGCGCUAGGCAAAAGAUGCUCCCGAUUUUCUUUUCUGUCACUCAGUGUUAAGUGUACAAUCGGCUAAAGGCAGACGGCUAUAAUCGUGGGUUUGUUGCAAAUUUUGUAAAAUAACCAUAGCAACAAUGAAAUACUUGUAAAAGAAAAAAAAAAAAACAUGAAACUCGAUCUGCUUUUGUGUUUUUUUUGUAGUUACCAUCCCUUGGUCGAUUCUUUGUCAGCAGUAGUCCAGUCUUAACCAGUUUUCGGGUAACGUUUGUUACACGAUAGACUACGAGCAGUCCCUCUUUCGUUUAAUCCGUCUUGUGUGACGCGAAAGAAACCGCGAGAAAAAAAAAAAACAAGGCCUCGCAAACUCCUGGGGGCGAAAUGCACUCGCGUCGGUCGCCCUAGGAUUUCACGCGGUCAUUUUUUGCCUCGCGGUUUAUUUACGGUCUCGCUCGACGGACUAAGUGAAAGAUGGCUUACUCGUGGUCCAGUCACCAAGUGUAGCGAGAGCGGACGCAAAGUCUUUCCCUAGGGCCUUGCGUUCGGGCUUUUUAAAAAACCGUUCGGUAAAUUCUUUUACUUGCGAUGUCGACGAACUCAAGGCAAAAUAGAGGGUUUCUGGAAAGAAUAAACACGCCCUUUGAAUUGGACAAUUUCUCGUUACAGUUUUAUUGCAGGAAACGUCGCAAGAAAUAGCAUCGGGUCUUACAUAAUGCCUACUUGUUGCAACUGCAUACGUCAACGUUGAACAAUAAUUGAAUAACCUG